UUUAGUGCCUUUUUACAAAUAAACGUGUAUAAUGUUAUCUGUUGUUCCGUUUAUUAUUUUUCUUACAUUGCAUACAUCAUCAGCUCAAGAUAACGUCAUCGAAACUACGUCAGGACCUAUACGUGGCCAGGGGUCAGGAUUUGUAAACAGAGGCGACAUUACUGAAUAUUUGGGAAUCCCCUACGCUGAACCACCCACCGGAGACAACAGAUUUCGGGGCCCGGUUCCAGUCAGGCCGUGGAAUCGAACGUUGGACGCGUUUGAGUUCGGCUCAGCUUGCCUGCAGAAUGACCUUGAGCUAAGUACGUCUCUUGUUGGGGCUCAAACCACAGACACGGCUUUCUCCGGUAUUGUGACGAGCGAAGAAGAUUGCCUUUACCUUAAUAUUUAUCAGCCGGCUGGUACAGAUAUGACGUCCACGACAAUGUCAACGUCACAAGAUAAUGUGACGCCACAAUCCAAUGUGACGUCUCAACCCAAUGUGACGUCCCAACCCAAUGUGACGUCAGAAACCAAAGCUGUCAUGGUCUUCUUCCACGGAGGCGAUUUCGUCAGCGGGUCAGGAAUGGCAUACAGCGGAUCGGUGCUUGCGUCAGAGCAUGACGUCAUCGUAGUUACUGUGAACUACCGUCUGGGGGCGCUAGGAUUUUUAUCAAAUGGAAGUGACUCACUGCCAAGUAAUUUUGGACUCAUGGACCAGCAGAUGGCGCUGAAAUGGAUCAACGAAAAUAUUAUGUUUUUUGAUGGAGACCCGGAGCGGAUCACGAUCUUCGGCAGCGGUUCAGGAGGGUCGUCCGUUCAUCUGCACACGAUCAUAGAAAGCAGUCGAUCUCUCUUCUCCAGGGCGGUUGUUCAGAGCGCAACAUAUAAUGAUGCGGUCUGGGAUAGAUUAUCAGCUAAGGAGAACUACGACGCAUUUCUGGCAACUCUCGGUAUUUACGCAAUGAAUGACGUAAUGAGUUACCUACGUAACGACGCAACUGCAGAGGAGAUUUUAGCAGCCUCAGAAGAAAUUGGAGUCUGGCAACCGGUAAUCAGCAACCUAAUACCCGUUCAACCACGAGAGGCGAUGAAGAGCGAGACCGUCAACCAGGACCGCUAUAUUGAUAUGGUGGUCGGUUCCAACAACUUGGAUGGCUCACAAAUUGCGUCAUCAGCCGUGGACGUGGACAGUGAAACGUGGUACUAUGACGUUGUACGUGACGUCACAUCUCGUACGUCAGAAUUUAAUGAUUGGGAUGAAAGUGACGUUGGAAAAAGAAUGAAAAUGUUCAAGCUAUUCUACGGCGGUUUCUAUGGAGAUUUCAACGCUUCGUUACCUCGGUUACAGAAUGCAUUGAGCACGGUGAUCUACAGCGACCAACUAUACGAGACUUGGGCUCAAGAGAUUGCAAUGACGCAGCCUGCCAGAUCAAUAUAUAAAUAUUCCUUCAGGGUAAGCGGAGGUGGUAGCCGAAUGGGAGCAGCUAACGGCGAAGAGCUUCCCUACUUGUUCGGUUUCUCAAGUUCCGCUGACGAGACGCUCUCAAAUGAAAUGAUGACGAUGUGGUCGGAGUUCGCUAAAUCCGGGUUUGUUGAAGACCUUCGCCAGUGA
This is a messenger RNA of Styela clava, 1594 nucleotides long. The record is from RefSeq and is a predicted model, not a curated record. Lineage: Eukaryota; Metazoa; Chordata; Ascidiacea; Stolidobranchia; Styelidae.